This is a messenger RNA of Cetraspora pellucida, 289 nucleotides long. The record is from the annotation of a GenBank genome assembly. Lineage: Eukaryota; Fungi; Glomeromycota; Glomeromycetes; Diversisporales; Gigasporaceae.
AAAUAAUUUUCAAACCAGGCCCAUUAAAUGUAGUGGAACCAUUGAGAAAUCUGAGUUGGACAUUUAUAGCAGUGCACAUUUAUCCCUAAAUAGUUUAGUGAGAAAAGCAAAAACAGUAGCCUCAGAGGCAUUAUCAGUACAUUAUAAAAAUAAGACUGAGAGUUACUGGUGUCGUUAUGUCAAUUUUUGUAAAAGAUUUGAUGUAAAUGCAGAUACUCCAUCAGAAGAGCAUUUGGAAGCCUUUAUCAUUUGGUUGGACCUAAUAGGGUUAGCAUCACAAGCACCUUAG